Molecule: messenger RNA, 1488 nt
Organism: Clonostachys rhizophaga
Lineage: Eukaryota; Fungi; Ascomycota; Sordariomycetes; Hypocreales; Bionectriaceae
Source: the annotation of a GenBank genome assembly
AUGAGCGAAAAACACGACCCGCACGCCGAGGAGGCCGAGGUUGUUCACGACCUCAAGGCCCAGGCCGUGGACGAGUCAACGCGUAUGCCUGAAGACAUUGCUGCCCUCUCCGAAGAUGAGCGCGAGAAGCUCGGCAAGCGGGCAACGCUCAAGAUGGACAUUGUCGUCAUGCCCGUCUUGGUCAUCAUGUAUAUCCUGAACUAUCUCGAUCGCCAGAACAUUGCCAGCGCGAAGCUCGCAGGCAUCGACACCGAUCUGGGAUUGUCUGCUGUCGAAUAUCAGACUUCUGUCAGUAUCCUGUUCUGCAGCUAUAUCCUGUUCCAAGUCCCCUCCAACAUGAUCGCGAGUCGAAUUAAGUGGCCUGGUCUCUAUAUCUGCAUCAGUAUGGCUCUUUGGGGAGCCAUCUCCGCCAUUAUGGCCUCUGUGCACAACUUUGCGGGACUCGUAGUCGCCCGUAUCUUCCUUGGCGCAAUCGAGGCUGUCUUUUUCCCUGGUGCCCUGUACUUCCUCUCCCUGUUCUACAACCGCAAGCAGUUCGCUCUCCGAACUGCUAUUCUUUACAGUGGAUCUCAGUUGGGGAACGCUUUUGGUGGUCUGUUCGCUAUCGCCAUUCUUAAUCUUGAUAAAGUCCACGGUCUUGCUGGUUGGCGCUGGCUUUUCCUCGUCGAAGGAGUCAUUACCGUUGGUCUCGCUAUCGUCUUCGCAUUCAUUCUGCCUAAUUCGAACAAGAAGAUUUUGGGUCUUUCCAAGUUGGAGUGCGACUGGAUUCAGUGGAACUAUGCCCAAGACCUGGGCCAGUCAGACGACGCCUCCCAGGAGAUUACUGCUAUGCAGGGACUGAAGAUGGCUGUCAAAGAUCCCAAGACUUGGCUCUUCACAGGCGUGCUUUACUGCACUUAUAUCGUCGGCGCGGUUUCCAACUUCUUCCCCAGCGUUGUCGGUGGCCUGGGAUACAGCCGAAACAUGACCUAUCUUCUCACCGCACCUCCAUUCCUCCUCUGCGUUAUCUGCAUGCUUGUCAACGGUUUCCACUCUGACCGCACCCGUGAACGAGGCUACCACAUCAUCGGAGCCCUCCUCAUCACCCUAGUCGCAAACAUAAUUGCCGUCUCUUCUCUCAACAUUGCCGCAAGAUACGUCGCGAUGAUGCUGCUCCCCGCCUCGUUUUACUCCUCCGCCAUCGUAACUCUGUCCUGGAUAACCGGCUCCCUGUCCCAGCCAACCGCGAAGCGAGCCAGCGCCAUCGCCUUCAUCAACGCUCUGUGCAACACCCCCAACAUCUGGUGCAGCUACCUCUACUACGGGGCCCCGCGUUACAGCACAGCUUUCAUCGUCAACGUUGCUGCGACCGGUCUCGCGAUUGUGUUCGCUUUCGCCGCUCGGAUUUACCUCCGUCGCGAGAACGUGAAGCUCGACCGUGGUGAGGAUGGUGGCAAGCAUGGGCCUACCGCGGCUCAGGUUGCUGCUGGAUUCAGAUAUAUCCUGUGA